Molecule: messenger RNA, 920 nt
Organism: Trifolium pratense (red clover)
Lineage: Eukaryota; Viridiplantae; Streptophyta; Magnoliopsida; Fabales; Fabaceae
Product: eukaryotic translation initiation factor 5A-2
Exons: 5
Coding region: 168-650 (160 amino acids)
Biological process (GO): positive regulation of translational termination; positive regulation of translational elongation
Molecular function (GO): RNA binding; ribosome binding; translation elongation factor activity
Source: RefSeq, a predicted model, not a curated record
GUGUAUCACAAGGCCAAAAAAGGAAAAAAAUAAAUAACGAAUGACAGGGUGAGGAUUGGAUCUAGGUUUAGAAUAAAAAGAGAAGACCCCGUAUCCUAAAUUCUUCUUCUUCAUUACUCUCUCACAAACACACACACAAAACCACAAACAGAAAAACAUCAUCAAUCAUGUCGGACGAGGAACACCACUUUGAUUCAGUUGCCGAUGCCGGAGCCUCCAAAACCUACCCUCAGCAGGCCGGUACCAUCCGCAAAAACGGUUACAUCGUCAUCAAGGGCAGACCUUGCAAGGUUGUUGAAGUUUCUACUUCAAAAACAGGAAAGCAUGGACAUGCAAAGUGUCACUUUGUUGCAAUUGAUAUCUUCAACGGCAAAAAGCUUGAAGAUAUUGUUCCUUCAUCCCACAAUUGUGAUGUUCCUCAUGUGAAUCGUACUGAUUAUCAGCUGAUUGAUAUCUCUGAAGAUGGUUUUGUGAGUCUGUUGACUGAUAACGGAAGUACCAAGGAUGAUCUGAAGCUUCCCACUGAUGAUAGUCUGCUUACUCAGAUUAAAGAUGGAUUUGCUGAAGGAAAAGAUCUCGUGGUUUCUGUCAUGUCUGCAAUGGGAGAAGAACAGAUAUGUGCCCUGAAGGACAUUGGUCCUAAAAAUUAAAAUGGUUCUCUGGAAGUCACUAUGGGUGAUAGCACGUAUUUUAUUCUUAAAUGUGCUAACAGGUAGUAAUUUGUCAUAUGCAUGUGUGCGCAAUAAACUUGACAAAAUGGAAACUGCCUUGAGCUUGAAUCUCAUGAAAGCUUGAGGUAGGGAAAAAAAGGAACCAUAUUUAUCUUUCGUCUUUUUAAUUAUUGAACCCUCCGGUGUUUUGGUAGAGGAUGAAUUUGUUAUAAGUGUCUCUUAUAUCUUUAUCGUUUUUGUUGAGUUUAA